AUCACAGCCCUAUUAUGUUAUUAUUACAGCCAUAUUGUAAUGUUGUUAUUAUUACAGCCCUAUUAUAUUAUAUUAUUAUUACAGCCAUGUUAUAUUAUAAUGUUACAGUUAUUAUCACAGCCCUAUUAUACUGUUAUUAUUACAGCCAUAUUAUAAUGUUAUUAUCACAGCUCUAUUAUAUUAUUAUCACAGCCAUAUUAUACUGUUACAGUUAUUAUCACAGCCCUGUGUGAGUCCCUAUUGGAUGAUACUUAUAGUUUAUAAGGCCGGGGGCUCUCGAAGCCCUUGUCUCCUUUCUUUCUGUUCAUGGUGCCGGCUCUUUGUUCCGCUCUUUCCCCCCGGGUUUGUUAUUGGGAUCGUUCACAGCCUGGCCCCAACCACCAGCCCCUCGGGGGGCCCCCGCUGCCCGGGCAGUGUGGCCCCGUUGCUAUGGUGACGCACAGCGGUAACAGCGGAACCAGCCCAAUCCAAAGUUUCCAGGAACAUCCACUCCGGCACUUCCGCUUUCCACCAGGGCACUCUCGCGAGAUCACAUGGCUGCGAGACGGAGAUCCCGUGCGUCCCCAGAGCGUGACGAGGGGGGGCGGGGCCGCCAUCUUUACUGUGGGCACACGGCGAAUCGAAGCGUAGCUUUUUUUUUUUUUUUUGACACAGACACCGUGAUACUUUAUACCGGCAAAAAAUAAAAAACGGGAAAAAAAGAAAAUGUAAUUCCUUUAACGUUAGACUGCGCUCUACAUUUCCCGUCAUGCUUUGCGGCCCUGAAGCACUCGGGCUGUCCUGACAGAUCGUGAGCGGCUUACUCGCUGAGGGGGCGUGGUCUCCUGUGUGGCGGGAAUCUGUGCAGGCUGUCUGCGGUAACCAUGGUAACAGCCGGCGGUUCUCCCCCGUGUCCCGGUGUUUAGGAGCUGCCGCAGGUCUACAGCUUUCACCGGCUGGGAGUAAGUAACCGCCAUUGUCACCUUCCCACGGAGCAUCACUCCCAACACUCUCAGCCAGGGGGUAAAUAAACUGCAAGCUGGGGUUUAAUCCGGCCCACAAUGCUCAGCCAGCCAUAGCAAUCUCUGUAAAACUCAGGCAAAACCAGCUGGAUAGGAACAAAUUCAACAAACUGAGUGUUUUGGCCUAAAAUUGUGAAAUGUCUGGUUUACUCACACAGUGUAAAGUAGUUUUUAAUAAAAAUGUAUUAAACUCUUUGUUUAAUUAUUAUGAUUGGCAUUUAUAAAGCGCCAACAGAUUCCGCAGCGCUGUACAAUUAUUCUAUGUUGACUAUAGUUUGCACACGUCCACUAACGUGCCUCUAUUGUGUCUGUCACAGCAGCGUUUCAAUAUCGGGUCUCACACCAAGGCGAAGAAUCCGGGAUCCAAUGGAUCGGACACGGGAAGAAGUGGCGGCCACUUUGCAGAUCGCCAAGCUGAACGCAGAGGACUUCCGCAGCACAGUGCAUUGCCUUACGUUCAAUCGUGCUUUUAAUUCUGGGGACUACAGUCUGAUGGAGCUGGACGAUGCCCUCUGCAAGGAGAUUGAGGCUGGUGGCAGGUAUGCACAAUAUAUAUCGAUGCAUCUGCAGCCUCACUGCUCACCCUUAGACCUAGGUGGUAGGAUUAUUCACAGUACAUUUCCACUCAUUAAAUCUACCUGGGAAAAACCGAGGCAAAAAUGGCUGAUCUGCAAAAAAAUCUCCAACUCUGCUAACGUCACAACUGGCAAUUAACUCUCUCAUUUUUGCCAUUCAGGUUCAGUUUACAAAAAAUUUUUUUUUUCCACUCUUUUAUCCCAUAGUGUGUGGUAGCAUAAUUUAACAAGCAUGUGGUGUGUGUUGCCUGAAUAUAAUUUGCAUGUGUGUGCCUGUGGUGUUUUAAAGGACCACUCUAGGCACCCAGACCACUUUAGCUUAAUGAACUGGUCUGGGUGCCAGGUCCAUCUAGGAUUAACCCAUUCUUUUAUAAACAUAGCAGUUUCAGAGAAACUACUAUGUUUAUGAAUGGGUUAAGCCUUCCCCCCAAAGCCUCUAGCAGCUGUCUCAUUGACAGCCGCUAGAGGCGCUUGCGUGAUUCUCACUGUGAUUUUCACAGUGAGAGCACGCCAGCGUCCAUAGGAAAGCAUUGUGAAUGCUUUUCUAUGCGACUGGCUGAAUGCGCGCGCAUCCAGCCGACUGGGAGGAACGGAGGAGGCGGAGAGCUCCCCGCCCAGCGCUGGAAAAAGGUAAGUUUUUACCCCCUUCCAGAGCCGGGCGGGAGGGGGACCCUGAGGGGGGAGUAUGUUUUCCUGGCACUAUAGUGGUCCUUUAAGGUUGGAUGUAAUGCAUGUGCUAUCGGCUGGCUGUAUGUAUUGUUUGGGAUGUGCUGGCUGUAUGUUUCAAGCAUCUGGCAAUACAAAUUUCACAUCCCUGGAUUAUACAGUUAUAUAAAAAGUCUUUACAGCCACUGAUUGUAGAGCACAUGUAUGAGAUUUGCAGCAGAAACAAUACAAUCUGCGGAUACAGAGGGAUUGAGGACUUAAGCGGGUAAUUUAUUUUUAAACUAACUAAAUAGAUACUAACAAAUGUCAUGUUUAGGUGCCUGUAGUGUCCCACUUAAAGGGACACUCCAGACCCCUAAAUAACUUUAGCUUGCUGAAGUAGUUGUGUGAAGAUUGUGUCUUCUUAUGUAAUUUUAUAAAGAGUUCAGUAGAAAUUGGCACUUGUAUAAAAUAUCCUUGUUACACCCCCUCAGUAGUCAGACAACCGUUUAUUUCCUUGUUGCUUAGCUCAUUGGAACUAAACUCAUUAGCCAGAAAUUGUCCUUGCAAAGACUUCCUGUUGAGUUUUAUUGGGAAGUCUGUGAUUGUUUAAAUGGGAAGGGUUUGCAAAGGCAUCAGACAAGAGACCUACAGAUUUUGCAAGCUGUUUUUAGAUAUGUACCCAAUUACAUAAUACAUAUGAGUUCAUUGGAGGUAUAUCUACUAAACAGUGAUUUAAAAAAUAAAAAUUAUUUGGGCAGUGGAAUGUCCCAUUAUGAUUCUAUAGAAUAGACCAUUAUUGGGUUUUCUGUAAGAAGACCCUACUUACAGCUCCAUAGAAAAAAAGUAUGUGCUGCAUAAUUCCACUUGUGUUUUUAAUAAUAAAGUUCACUUUUUGAUAUUUUUGUAGUCUUGUCAUUCGAGGGGAGAAAAGUGAUCAUGCUGUUCUUUGUAGUGAAAGCAAAACCUACGAUCUUAAAAUCGCAGAUACCUCCAACUUGCUUCUCUUUAUUCCUGGAUGUAAAACCCCCGACCAGCUGCUUGCCGAUCAACAGGAAGUAAAUGUUGUUCGAUGUGAGGUAAAGUAAAUGUGCAGAGAACAUGGAUUUUCAAUGAUUUAUAUUUGAAUUUAAUGGUUGCAUACUGACACAGCAUGGAAAGUUCCUGAAUUUGAUAUUAUGGGUGUCUCUUCUAAUGGGCUUGAGUUUAUUGAUUGUCCACUGUGACCCAACACAUGAUUAUUGUUUCAAAUUGUAUAAGCUGCGCUCAGUGGGCUGCGUUUAUAUGCAUUUACAUGUCCAGGCAUGCUAUUCAAAUGGUUGGAGCUAACUUUUAUUGUUUUAUUUUGCACAUUCAUUUGAGAGUAGUGUUUAAAAUUAGUUUAUAUGGAUACUUUCCCGCUUGUUAUCUGUAAAUAGCAUUGGUUCCAUUCUUCGUUUUUUGGAAGAAAAUUACAAUGAAUAUUUCUCAUACUCGUCAUUUUCGUCUUUUGUUGUUCUCAGGAAUAUGCCACAUAAAUAUAUAUCACACUUGCAAUUAUACUUAAUAUUAAUCUUCGCUAAGAAAUAUACUUUUUAGGUAAUUUAGAAUGCAUACACGCUUACCCAGCUACACGUUUCAGAUUGCUGGUUUCUCUAACCAUUACUGGGAACUCAGAAGAUGCCGACCAAAGCUGAAGAAAUUGAAGAAACUUCUGAUGGAAAAUACUUAUGACGGACCAGAAAAUCAGGGUAAUAGAGACAACGACACUUCAUUGGUGAGAAAUUAACAAAGGGUUGCUUAGGUUGUUGAUAUUUGAUUUUUGUUACAUUGACAGCCUUUGAUGUUUGCAUAUGGUGUGCAUUUGUCUAGGUAAGUUAACGUACCUAGACAAAUGCACACUGUAUGAUCAAUACAUUGAAAAAAUGACAUUUAAAUUGGUAGAGAGAUAUUACAGGAAUACUCUGUAAAUAAUUUAAAUAACAAUGAUUAAAUGUAGUUAAUUAUAAAGUUAAUGUACUUUUUAUUUUUUUUUAGCUUGACAUUGUUAGGUCUCCCUGUGAAAGCUGAAUAAUUCUGUUAAACUAACCAGGCAGUACUAUCCUAGUCUCAGCACUGCAUCCUCUUUAGGCAGUAAGAUCAUCAUAAUGCGCAAUUUCUGGUUAGUCCUAUGAGAAUUCAACAUGAAUUUCAAAUUUAAAGGACCACUAUAGCCACCCAGACCACUUCGGCUCAAUGAAGUGGUCUGGGUGUCAGGUUCAUCUAGGGUUAACUCUGCCUGCUGUAGAGUUUCAUAGAAACUGCUAUGUUUAUAUUAGGGUUAAUCCAGCCUCUAGUGGCUGUCUCAUUGACAGCCGCUUGAGGCACUUCUCACUGUGAUUUUCACUGACUGAAUGCCGCGCAUGUGCAUUUGGUGAAAGAGGGAGGAGAGUCCCCAGCGCCGAGGGAGCCCGACGCUGGAGAAGGGUAAGCCUUUAACCCCUUCCUCCCCCUAGAGCAGGGUGGGGAGGGGACCUAUUAACACUAUAGUGCCAGGAAAACGAGUUUGUUUUCCUGGCACUAUAGUGGUCCUUUAAGCUCCAAAAUAGCUGAACUGAGAACACAACUAAUUUUGGAGAAUUUUUUUUUUUCUUUUCUAAUUCUGUUAUGUUAGCCUUACUUUUGAAAUUUACUUUGAAUUCCCAGCCAUUUUCACUUUAGUGAAUAACCUUGAUAGAGACGAUUUGGGGUUCUACUGGGCAUUAACGGGUAUUGCUGUGCUCAAUCAAUUGGAUGCUUCUCUUAAAGAAGCAUUAAAUCCAGUGCUUCUAUAUGAGAAGCAUUCAACGACUUCAUGCUGUGCAAGAGGAUGCAGAUUGUAAAGACAUUCAAUUAUUUAAAAGUCUUUUCUAGCAAAGCACACUGCAGAAUAUUAUAUAUUUUAGGCUUAUGUGUCAUUGGUUGUCUGGUUGAAUAUAGGACAGAUGGUGUGAAUAUGUCUUUCUUUGUAUAAUUGUGUAUGUAUGUUCGUUCAAAUUUGAUUGGUUUAAAGCGGCACUGUCAUGCCGAACUUACCUUUCCUCAAUCUUUCUCUUCUCCCCCUCUCUCAGCAUCUGUUCUUCUUUAGUUUUCUUUAAAAUCAUAAGACAAAGUAGGGACUCUUUGCCUUAUGGAGGAUUCCUCCGCUUGACCAGCUCUGACCAGCGGAGGAGCAAAGUGUGCUUCAUUUCUGCUGGUCAGAGCAAUUUUCCCAUAAUUUUUACCUUUCCUCUGUGUUCCCGCGAUGCUUCCGUCAUUUUAGAUGAAACUGCCGAAUUGCGUUCUAACUGAAUGCAAUUCGGCACUUUAUUCGUAUUGGAAUUUCAUUCGAAUGAAUGAAACUCCGAUCCUAUUCUUGCUGUGGCUGCACCUUGCAGCCGUUUAGUAGAUAACUACCUAAUUCCCACGGUAUCAGGGAGUUAUCUACUAAAAGGCUUAAAGACCUAAAUUGGUCUUUCAGCCACAUUUACUAAUACUAAGCAAGAUUACUUAGUAUUAGUAAAUGAUCUGCCCCUACUCGCUAUACCGCGAGUAGGGGCAUGUCUGGUAAACAGUGAGCAGCAUGUGGCUGCUCACUGUAAAAAAUAAAUAAAUAAAAUAAAAAUAAAUAUAAAAAAAAAAAAACUAUUGGCCCCCACCCCUAAACGACGGGUGGGGGCCCUAAAGUAAAAUAAGACCCACCAAUCAGAGUGUUCUUAGCCUAAUUGCAGGGCGGGGCAAGGCUUUAUAAGCCUUCCCUCGCCCUGCAGAGCUCAGUCUGCGCAGAGCCCUCCAUGGAUGAAGAUGGAUUAUUUUUUUGCGCUCAGGUUUUUUCUUUCGUCUGUUUUUGCGCUCAGGAUUUUUAUUUUAUUUUCAAUUCGACGGUUAUGAUGGUUUUUUUAUUUGGCCUUUUUUGGGGCUGAAAAAUUGAAAAAUGAAGAUUUGAGAAAAAAGACGUCAAAUGGCAAGUUUAAUUUUAUUUUACAGGUUAGUUAUUUUAUUCCCCCCUCACUAUUUUUUAGGGUGAGGGGGGUAGAUAGGGACUUUUUUUUUUUGGGUGGGGGGGUGGGUGACUAGGGGUUAGGGGGGGAGGAAUUGACUUAGGGCCGCCGCCCAGGGGUGGGGGCCGGGGGGGAGGACAGUAGUCGAAUCUUCAUUUUUCAGCCCUAAUAAAGGCCAAAUAAAAAAACCAUCAUAACCGUCGAACUUAAAAUAAAAUAAAAAUCCUGAGCGCAAAAAAUAAAACCAGACGAAAAAGAAAAAACCUGAGCGCAAAAAAAAAUCCAUCUUCACCCAAGGAGGGCUCCGCGCAGACUGAGCUCCGCAGGGUGGGGGAAGGCUUAUAAAGCCUUGCCCCGCCCUGCAAUUAGGCUAAGAACACUCUGAUUGGUGGGUCUCCCCCCUUAUUUUACUUUAGGGCCCCCACCCGUCGUUUAGGGGUGGGGACCAAUAGUUUUUUGUUUUUUUUACAGUGAGCAGCCACAGGCUGCUCACUGUUUACUAAACAUACCCUUACUCGCGGUAUAGCGAGUAGGGGCAUUGGGGAGAUUUUAACUCCUCAUAGAGUGAGGAAGGGGGCCUGGGGGGGCUUAUGAAGUGGUGGGGAGCACUGCUCCCUGCCACUUCUAUCUUUACAUAUUACAAGGAGGGAGCUGCAUGCCGGUAGCUCCCUCCUUGUAAUAAACUGAACGAACACUGAUAUUCGGUGUUUGUUUGUUCGGCUGAUAUUUCUAUUCACUCAUUCGUCUGUCUGAUGAAUAAAUAGAUGAAAUUCCCGUUCGCAUGUCCAGGUGUAUCACUGGGCAUGUGCGGGAAUCUCUCAGUGCUAUCUAGUGUGGGCAGAUGACGUGUCCCACAGGGAUUUCAUCUACCCACACAAAGAUGGCAGCGCCCUGAAUAAAGAUCGGGGCAGAAAAUGUGGAAUAAAAACUAGGUGAUAUGGGGGGCUUAGGGGCAUUUGGGGGUGACUAGGGUGUCAGUUAGAUGUAGUGGAGGCCGGAAGGGGGUUAAAAAAAAACAACAGGAUUCGACAUGACCGUGCCGCUUUAAGCACACCAGACCGCUUUAUCACACGCAUUCUUUAUAUUAACUUGAGUUAGGGUGUAGUUGUGUUCCAUUUUCCACAUCGGCUCUCUAGAGAAAGAUCUCUCCUGAACUUUUUCCUUUGAAACGUCAAGCUAUGUUUAAAUAUGUAUUUGUAUUUAUUUUACAGUAAUAAAUGUACUUAAAAUAAGAAGUCAGAUGUGUGGUUUAUAAUUUUGGGGAAUAUCCAGUAGUGUUUGAAUAUAUAUCAGAUCGGUUUUAUUUAUAUAUAUAUAUAUAUAUAUAUAUAUAUAUAUAUAUAUAUAUAUAUAUAUAUAUAUAUAUAUAUAUAUUAAUUAUUUUUUCUCUAAAAUGGCAAUGCUUACGUUUGUUAGGACUGGGGUAGCAUCUAGGCUUCAGGACCACUGCAGUUAACUGUAGUGGUUUUGGUGCUUAGUGUCUCUUUUGAACAAUAAAACACAUUCCUCAUAGUUUUUAUCACCAUCUAAUUUGUAGAUUAAGAUAUUGACCUGUAGAUACCACCACAUACCCCUUUUUCUAUUGUACAAGAAUGUAACCUUUUGGAGCUGAAUUAUCCAAACUGGGAAAAAAUCUCCAAUUCGUGCAGUUUUCCAGCUCUAUUUUAUUCUAAAAUGUGCAUUGUCCUUGCCAUUUGUUGUCUAGUCCAUUUUUUAUGAUUCCCAUUUUAGUGAAUAAAACCCAUAACAAUUAUAUGUAAUUUUUUUUCUCUUUUAAUGUUUAUAUUAGUAUACCACAGAGGAUCUAUUGAAUCAAAUUCAAGCCAGCAAUGAAGAGUUGUCAGAGCACUUGAAAGUUAUACAUGCCUGUAAUAUUAAAGGUAUGUUUGUUGCUGCCUUAUUUUAUAACUAUCCUUGAAUAUUGCAUUAACACCUUUUUAUUAAGCUUCUGUUUUGGUCUAAUGUAAGAGUAUUCUCUAAAGAGCUUUGAAAAGUACUAUAUAAAAAUAAUAUUCAUAUUCUUAUGCUGUCUGCUUUUUGUGGCUGCAUACUGUUGAAGACCCCUAGGACUUAAAGGACCACUAUAGGCACCCAGACCACUUCAGCUUAAUGAAGUGGUCUGAGUGCCAGGUCCAGCUAGGUUUAACCCUUUCUUCUAUAAACAUAGCAGUUUCAGAGAAACUUCUAUGUUUAUAUUAGGGUUAAUCCAGCCUCUAGUGCAGUGGUAGUCAACCUUUUUCUGUCUACCGCCCACUAAUGCAUCUUUCUUGAUGGAAACAUUUUCUUACCGCCCACCAGUUUUCACGUGCAGAAUAUUUUUUAGAAAGGAGGGUGUUUUUAAAAAAAAAUAAGUUUUACCCCUUCCCGAGGGUGGGGGCACCCUCCAGGCACUAUAGUGCCAGGAAAACAAGUAUGUUUUCCUGGCACUAUAGUGGUCCUUUAAUGAGAGAAACUAAUCAAAGUAGUUUUUUUUUUUUUUUUGACUUGCCAAAUAAAACCAAGCCUGUAAUGAUUUGUCUGUACCAGAGUCUCUGUUUUAUAACAACAAAGUUACUAUCUUAAGUCAGGUGAAAAGGGUUUUUUUUUGUUUUGUUUUGUUUUUUUUUUGCAUGACAUUUGAGCCGCGAUGCAGGCCCAUAAAAUGAGUAUAUUGUCCUCAAAUGGUAAUUCGAGUUUACACAUGAUGGGAUUUGUUUACACUUAUACUGUUUAAAAAAAAAAAAAAAACUAGCUUCCAUAUAUUUUAUGCAUCAAAAUUGUAAGGAGGGGGUAACCACAUAAAUGGUUUCAAAUCUCAACAGAACUUUGUGAAUUAUGACUGUUAUACAUACUGUGUGUCUAUGGAUUAUGCUAUCUAAAUGGAUCUGCCAGUUAUAGUUAAAUAAAAAGGCACAAAUCUAUUAAUUCAAAGUUGAAACCAAGCUUUAACGUUUUUUUACAUAUAGCCUGUGUAGCUAUAACUGGCCUCUUCUCUUAUCUGCUCUGAAAGCACAAUCAUGGGAACUAUGGGAGAUAACGCAUGGACACUCAAACCACUAUAAACACAUAACCACUAUAGUAAACAGUACAAUAAGCAGGGAUCAUGAUGCAAGGAGUCUUUGGAUGUAGUCCUUUGUGUUUUUGUCCAAACAAUUGUGAUUGGUUUAACUUUCUCAUUAUCCAUACAAAUCUGUGCCUUUACACUGUGCUCUCAGCUUGUCAUUAACAUCCCAAUUUGUGUUGAUAAUGCAGAAUUUUGACAUUUAGUCUUCAGAGAAAUUCUAGGUGCUUGCACAUUCCCCAUUCUGUCUUAUUCAACAUUUUCGUAGUAAUCCUGUGUGAUAAAUACUGCCUCUUUAAAAAAAUUGUAAGGAAUAACCUAUUUAUUUUGUAUUAAUCUGCAUUACAGGUUUUUGGAGAAUCCUUGAUUUUGAUUAUGAAAUGAAGAUUCUUAACCAUGUGACUCAGCUAGUUGAUUCUGAGUCGUGGUCGUUCAGUAAAGUUCCUUUAAAUGAAUGUCUUCAAGAGCUGAGACCCCUGGAGCCAGAGUCAGUAUAUUAUUUUUUUUUUUUGUCUUUUUUUUUUUUUUUUUAGUGCACCAUUUUCCUUUGUUAGAAUAAAAAGUACCAAAAAAAAAGCAAUUAAACGCAAUGCUGUAGUCACCGCUCCCUCUGAUGAAGUCAUUUAUUCAAAUGCCUUCUGUCCAGUUCAGUGCUACUGAUAGCAUUCGGGUGCAUGUGCGUAAACUGUCACUCUUCAUUGAGCCAAUGUUGUUUCUUUAUUGUCCUCACGUAAAGACCUAUAUAACAUUGUGAAGCACGUAUUUGCUUUGUUUUCAUUAUUUGGGUAUUCUGUAUGUGGAAAACCUAUAGAGACAUAUUCUCAUUCGUCUACAAUCUUUGUUUUAUGUUUUUCAUAAAAAAAUUAAGUCAUGGGGAAAGUAUAUUUUAUGUUGUUGUUUUUGCACAGUUCUCUAUGAUAAGUUAACUAGCUUAGUAUGAGCUAAAAUGUAAUUUUAUAUAGCUUAAUUUAGUAAAUCUCCAAAUAUUAAAGAAAAGCUCUUAGUGGGAACUUAUAGACAAUAGAUGAUUAUUAUUUAUAUAGUACCAACAAAUUCCGCAACACUGUACAAUGAUGACAAUGUUCCAUGUAAUAAUAUUUUUCCUUCCUUGUAUGGUGAAAGCCCACAAGCCAUGACAUAUGGGAUAAAGUUCUUCCCUACACCCUGUUCCAAAUUAUUAUGCAAAUUAUAUUUUUCUCAUUUACCUAAAUAAUGUAAAUAAGUCAGCAUAAUUCUCAUGUUAUCAACUACAGUAUUAAGAAUACAAUUCAAAUUUUAUUGAUAACAGUUUUGGGGUUUUUUUAACAUAAAAAACUUACAAUGCACUGUUCCAAAUUAUUAUGUAAGUUUCAAAAUACUUUGUAGGUUGUAAAGAACUGAAAAUUGUCAUUUGUUGUGUUUGCAGCAUAUUUACUGAAAUCAAAAGCUAUUUCAAUCAAACUUAUAACAACACUUUAACUUUUUAAACAUUUUAACGUAGGACCCGUUAUUUGAUAGCAGAUUCACAAGUCUUGCAUUCAUUGAACUUUUUGAGUUUUUGGAAUGUUUCUGCAUGAAUUUGUUUGCAAGAUGUCAGAAUAGCCUACCAGAGCUGCUGUUUGGAUGUAAACUGCCUCCCACCAUCAUAGAUCUUUUGCUUGAGGAUGCUCCAAAGGUUCUCAAUAGGAUUGAGGUCAGGGGAGGAUGGAGGCCACACCAUUACUUUCUCUCAUUUUAUCCCCAUAGCAGCCAUUAAUGCAGAGGUAUUCUUUGCAGCAUGAGAUGGUGCAUUGUCAUGCAUGAAGAUGAUUUUAUUACGGAAAGCCUAGUUCUUCCUUCUGUACCAGGGAAGAAAGUGGUCAGUCAGAAACUCCACAUACUUUGCAGAGGUCAUCUUUACACCUUCGGGGAACCUAAAGGGGCCGACCAGCUCUCCUCCCAUGAUUCCUGCCCAAAACAUGACUCCACCACCACCUUGCUGACGUCGCAGCCUUGUUGGAACAGGGUGGCCAUCCACUAGUCCAUCCAACUGGACCAUCCAGGGUUGCACGGCACUCAUCAGUGAACAAUAGUGUUUGAAAAUUAGUCUUCAUGUAAUUUUCUGUGCAAUGCAGCCGUUUCUGCUUGUGAGCAUUGGUUAGUGGUGGCCGACUAGAAGGUUUAUGCACAGUUGGAGGACUCUACACCUUGAUGUCCACGGGACUCCAGAGGCACCAGCAGCUACAAAUAUCUGUUUGCUGCUAUGUAAUGGGAUUUUAGCAGCUGCUCUCUUGAUCUGAUGCAUGGAUCUGGCAGAAAUCUUCCUCAAUGUGCCUUUAUCUGCACAAACCCGUGCUCUGAAUCAGCCACAAAUCUCUUAAUAGUCCGAUGAUCACGCUUAUGUUUUCGUGAAAUAUCUAAUGUUUUCAUACCUCGUCCAAGGCAUUGAACUAUUUCACUCUUUUCGGCAGCAGAGAGAUCCUUUUUCUUCCACAUAUUGCAUGAAAAUGGUGCUCUGCUUAAUAAUGUGGAACACCCUCCUUUAGUAGUUUUUCCUUCAAUUGGGCUCACCUGGCAAUCUCAUUAUCACAGGUGUCCGAGAUUGUUUUCAGUGAUCAAAAGAGCCCUGAGACACACUGCCAUCCAUGAGUUAAACUGAAAAACAAAAUAUUUAAUCUUUGUGACACUUAAAUAGAAUUUGCAUAAUAAUUUGGAACAGGGUGUAUUUGAGAAGGUAGACCCAUAAAACAAUGUUCUAUUACUCUACUUCCUCUUUUGCCCCUCCUAUAGAAUCCCCAGUUCUGUUUCUGCGUCAAAGGAGGAAGGUGAAAUCUUGAGGGAAGUAAGACGACUUAUUUUUUUACAAGCAUGAAUUUGUGGAUGUGUUUAAUCUCGAGGAACAACCAUUCCUCUUGCGAAGUCCUUUAUGUCCCAGGGGUUGACUGAUGAGUGCAUAAUGGUGGCAGUGUAGUUUUUUAUUUUCAAAGUCAUCCAAUGAUGCCUUCACUUGAAGGUCCCUUGGGUUGGUGUCCCUUGCGGAUGGCUGGGCUUGAGCUUCAGAUGAUGAUGCAUAUCAGAUAAGUGCCAGUUAUGCUAUUUUUGUGACCUCCCAGGUUAUGCUUUCCUCUGUAGAUCACCUAAUGGCAGGGGUAGGCAACCUUUGGCACUCCAGAUGUUGAAGACUUCAUAUCCCUUGAUGUUUUGCCAGCAUUAUGGAUAAGACAGGGCUCGUCAAAUAUCAGGUGUCAGGUUGUCACAGCGACUAGAAAUUUUGCCAUGGCGCCUGGGAUUGGCCAGCUCUUUAGUUAGUGUGGCGGCUGUCAGGGGGAACUCAUUGUGGGCGGCGGGCGAGGGAGCAGUAUUCUGCCUGCAGCUUCUCUCUGCUCUCUCGUGCUGUCUAAUGAUGCAGGGAGCAUCAUUAUGACAUCAUUCUGACCCAACUUCAAUACAGAGGGAGCAGGGAGGAGCUACAGGCAGAGUACUGCUCCUUCGCACAGGAAGAGAGUAGCCCCACUGGACCCAAGGAAAGACCCACUCAGCUCUCCCAAAGGUAGGGAGGCUGAGUGGGUUUCAAUUAAAACAAAAAUGUAAGUAUGUGUGAGCCUGUCAAAGUAAGUGUGGGGGUGUGUGUGUGAAAACAGAAAAGGGGAAGAGUGUGCGCUAACUCAGUUAAGCAGCAACCCUAAAAGGGGAAUCCCUCAAGAAACCCUUUUAGAAACAAGAAAAUGCAAGAAAGGGAGUUAAGGGCUGCGCUUAGACAGAAAGAUAAAAAAUUUGUAAAAAAUGUAUUUAGAUAAAAUAAACAAUAAUAAAAUCAGGUAAAGUUCAUCCAGAUAUAUGAGUAUAAAUUGAAACAGUCUCACUGAUGUGCGGUAAUACGAUAAUAGUCCUCAAGUGUUGCUCCGUCCGUAUGGUAGGUAGUCCAUAUAUGUGAAGAUAAGAAACAAAAGAAAAAGCUGCCAAUGGUGAAAUAUUGUAUGUCCAGAUGUGGUAUAUAUUCAAAGGAAAGGUAUUUCACUCACAUUUGUGUAUGUGAGCCUGUUGUUGUGAGCUUGUCGGUGUUUGUGAGUGUGAGCGACCUUGCCAGUUUGUGAGGGAGCCUAUCAGAAUGUGUGUGUGAGUCUGUCAGAGUGUGCAUGCAAGCCUGUUGUCAGUGUAAGAGUGUGUGAGCCUGUCAAGAGUUUGUGUGUGAAAGCCUGUUGUGAGUGUGUAUGUGAUUCUGUUAGUGUGUGUGUGCGUGUUUAGGUACCUGCCCCCUCCGAUAGCAUGAGGAAGGUAUUUUUACUCACCUUUUUUCCCAUUUUCCCACGCCGUGCCAGUUUCGCCAUGGCUGAGAUUAUCAAUCUUUAUUAUCUCGGCUAAGCCAAUGCUUUCCCUUAGGAAAGCAUUGGGAGGAUUUUGUGCAUGCGCAGCAAAUGUACCAAUCUGCAUCUCCUCAUUCAGCGCCGCCAUGCAGAGCUUGGAGACACUGAACCGGGAUGCUGCACAUGGUGCAGCAGUGUCCCAGGACUCUCUAGUGGCCGUUUGAGUGGCUGUCACUAGAGGUGUUACUAAGCAGAAAUUUAAACUUUGCCUUUUCUCAGGAAAGGUAGUGUUUACACUGAAACUCCUGCAGGGACAGGGUAUAGACACUAGAACAACUACAUCAAGCUGUAGUGGCUCUGGUGACUAUAGUGUCCCUUUUAAGAAUUGAAUUUUCUCGUUGAAAAUGACUGGCUCCUAACUUUUAGCUGGCUCCUAGAUUCCAAACAAAUUUGUCAAGCCCUGCUUUAAGACCAUUAUAGGGAAUGGUGUGCGUAACAUCUGGAGUGCAGAAUGUUGCCUACUCCUGCCAUAGGGGUCUAAAUGAGUGACUUUGGAGGCCUUCUUGUUAUUUCUCUUUUUUUCACCAAGUCUGUGCUUUUGAGCAGUGUUACAGGGAUGCAACCUGUUUCAGGGGGCGCUCAGUUGAUUUGUAUUUCAAUAUAUAUAGAGAGUUCUUUUGUCUGACCUAAGCCUUCCCUCUAUCCAGGUCACAUGGCAGGACACUAUCCAGGUUUACAGUGUCCUUCAGUCACAAUUGACAGUUUCCUGAACUAUAAAGUUCAAAGGUUUUACAGAGACUAGAAAAGUUCUAGCAGAUCCUUAUUCACAAAUACUGUUUUAUAUCACUUGGAGGUCCAACAGGUUAUUUUGAUUGGUUUUUCUCUUCCCUUUACAAAGUUAUUUUUCCAGAUUAGAAAUACAGAAUAUUCAUUUUGCAAAAAUACAAAUCUUGCACUUUGUGUUUUUUGUUUGCUUUUUUUCACAAGCAUAAGUAUUGACAACUGCUAAUUAAAGUUCCAACUGUUAAUGUGGAGUUACUUGGUCUAUUUAACACUGCUUUCUGGUUUUAUUUUGCAAGGGAAAUGAUUGAGCACUGUCUAAACUGCUAUGGCAAGAAGUUUAAAGAGGAUGGUAAGAUCAAUUGUGUGUUAUUUUAUAGUAGUGUACUUUGCUUGUAUUAAAAUAAAGUGGAUUUCCUUCCUUAUAUCAACUUUUUCAACACUAUUCCCUUCCUAUGGAUCUUUGCAUUUUUCCCCUCUCCGACCUUUUAGGAGGUGGGGUUUUUUUUUUUGUCCUGGAGUUUCCAGUAAAUAGCACAACUUGGGGAUAUCUUGUCAUGCUUAUAAAUUUCAAGUUAUCAUUAUUCUCUUUUGACAAGUAUAUAUUUUGACAAUCAAAGUUUGAAUUGCAAAACAAAGUAGGUUUGGCUACUUACCACGUGAUAAAGAUAAAAUUCCAUAAUUAUUUAAUGUAAUAUGUUUGAGCAAUUAUUAUUAUGUAGGUCUCUGUGGGACUUUGGUUGUAUAAUUGUUGCUCAAUAUCGUCUUCUUGAAGGAACACGCCAAAUACCAUAACCAAGUGAGUCAAAAGCUUAUGCUUAGGAGCCUCUGUUUGCUCUCCUGAACUAUGCGCUGCACCAUCGGGCUUGGCUCUGAGCAUAGAACUUUGGGCUAGAGUACAGGCAGGGUGUGCCUUGCUGUAAUUGGUUUGGUGCUUGGAUUAUUUCUUUAUAAAAUCUAAUUUUGAAUUAAGAACUGCCUGCAAUUCAAUGAUUGCCAUAGUCUCUGUAUUCUAGAGAGUAUCCGUACAGACAUAAAUGUGAGCUUCAUUUUAAUUUGAUCUUUUUCCUGUUUUAGAUGUUAUCUAUUUUGCCCUCAAUGAGGACAAAAUAUGCAGAGCUACAGCCCAAAUGCUCCUCCAGAAUGCAGUAAAGUUUAACCUUGCUGAAUUUCAGGAAGUGUGGCAGCAGAGCGUCCCAGAAGGCAUGACGACUAGGACUGACCAAUUAAAGGCAGGUUACUUUUCUGUUUUCGUUUGUAUAAUUCACAACCUAAAACAAAUGUGAACUUAACAUUAAUAUCACAGUAUCAUUCUGCAAGAUGCUGCCUCAUUUUACUAUGUCGUACAAGAACAGACUAGAUCAAACACCAAUAUAGAGUGAUGUUUAAAUAAAUUCACUUAUCGUUAAUAAAUAUAAAGCAGUUUCCUCUCAGGAUAUUCCAGACUGUAUCCUGUGCAUAAGAUUUUGCCAAACAAGAGUAUAGAGGAUAUAGCUGACCUCCUACAGAUGGAGGACAAAAUAAUACAAUAGUGUAAUACAGUUAAAACAAAUAUUAAUGCACGCCAGAUUAGAAUGCACUCACAAGAUUCAAGAGUAUAGUAUCGCCUCAGGGUGCCUGCCCUUAUAUAGUUCGGGGGGGUAUAUCCAAGGGUUCUUCUCCUCUGAUGCUAUCACCACCAUGUAAUGGAAGGUAAGACCCAGGGAGUAGUUGGGAAAAAAUGCUUGGCUUUAUUAUACUAAUAACAAAUUUAAAUACUUGCUAUUGACUGCCAAUUAUUUGUAGCAAAUCUCCAAGCUCUGAUGCUUCACUCAGGUACAUCCAGUUCAAAAACGUCUCAGGAAAUGCUGGUUUUCCCAUAGGUUUUCAUGGAACAUUAGUGUGCCUCCCAAUAAAAUCAUGCAGAAAAAGCCUCACACAUGGCAUGGGAGCACCUUUUUAUGUUUUUAAUGAAUGAUGGAAAUACCCAUGGACAAGUGAACAGAAGUCUCCAGCAGCUUCUAUUUACUCCCUCUGAUGGUAUUAUCUUCUAUUUCUUGGAAUUAUUGAAAUACAUUUGCCUUACUCCAUACGUUCAAUGUUGUGUUUUCAGACACAAGAAGCAUGGAUGUCUGUCUAUAAAAUGGACUUUGAAGCUUAUGUGAGGGGGUCAAAGUCAGUUUAGAGUGUCUUCCUGAUACAAAUAUGAAUGCUUUAUUUUUUACUCUCUAUUUUGCUUGUUUACUGGUGCUGUAAUAUAUUGUGAGUAUUUACCCUGUGAGUUGUAUAACCUGGAAGGGUUGCAUAACUUUUAGUUUUUGUAACAGAAAUUAGAGAACAGUAGGUCUUCCAUAUCCUUUCCAAUUUCUUUAAAAAAAAUAAAUCUGAUUUUUCAGGGUUUGGCCUUGGUGGAUCGAACAUCUAGACCAGAGACUGUCUGUCUGUUGAAAACUGAGGACUUACCAGAAGACACCCAGGAGCGAUUUAACAGCUUAUUUACUAUGAGAGAGAAAUGGAUGGAAGCAGACAUCGCUCCAUAUAUAAAGUGAGUAAUUGAUAUAUUUGUGAAUCCGUUACCUAUUCAUUUAGAAUCUUCAGGAUUAACCCUGCAGAUCAGUUUUUCCCAAUACCUGAGCUCUCAAUUUCUGCAUAAAAUCUCCCCUACCCCACUCAACUGGCCUUAAACCAUAAACAUUGGUUGGAGUGUAGCAGGGGCUGCUUACUGAACAAACCUGAUUAAUCAAGGAAUUGUUCAUUUUAGGAUGCAUUUGGCCCUUCAAUUGUUCGUUUUUAAUUUUCUUUUCUUUUCUUUGUGUGACUCUUGUUAUAUUUGCCUUUAAUAAUAUGUAUGUUGCUACUUGGUUCAGGUUAUAUUUACUCCACCAUACCAAAGUUCUCAAUAAGUGAAUUUUGAUAGUCAAGUGGUCGUGAUGAAUAAGCAAAAGCUGAAAGGACAAGGUUGGUCAUCUCUACAGUGGACUUUAAUUUGCCCAUGAAUUCUUGAUAACAUAAGAACAUAAGUCCACUUAUUUGUCUACUUCUAUAAGGCAGACACUGUCCCUGUGAUGUCUGCAUGUGUUUGUUGCAUUGUAUCUAUUUAUGCCUUUCUUUUGAUGCACAGUACAUUUUUUUAUCAUCUGAUUUUCUGUUAUUUUCUAGGGACCUGUGCGGGGAAAAGCAAACCAUUGGAGCACUGUUGACUAAAUAUGCCCGGUGUUCUGUUCAGAAUGGUAUUAAACUAUAUAAUUCCAGACGGCCAAUUUCAUAA
Messenger RNA from Pelobates cultripes (western spadefoot toad), 17527 nucleotides. The record is from the annotation of a GenBank genome assembly. NCBI's taxonomy places the organism in Eukaryota, Metazoa, Chordata, Amphibia, Anura, Pelobatidae.